Messenger RNA from Eucalyptus grandis, 3124 nucleotides. RefSeq lists its product as uncharacterized. The transcript is spliced from 5 exons. Lineage: Eukaryota; Viridiplantae; Streptophyta; Magnoliopsida; Myrtales; Myrtaceae. The record is from RefSeq and is a predicted model, not a curated record. Bases 588 to 2861 code for a protein of 757 amino acids.
UUUUCACUUUCCCCGGUCGUCUUCUUGAAAUAUUCUUCGUUCUAAUAAUGGCGAUCCGGUCGACCUACAAUCUGCUCCCCCUCUCCCUCCCCCUGCCAUCAAAACCCGAUACGAAAAUCAAAGACGUAAACUUUCCAUUUUAACCACAUCUCUCUCUCUCUAGAGGCGGAAGCCGACCUCUCAACUGAUGAAAAUCUCUACUCUCCGUGCGCUUCCGACAGGACGGCGCUGAGGAUCCCGUGGGAUCUCUCGAAGCAACCCGACCGAGAACUCGCGGGAGUCCCAGAAAAGCCGCUGACACGUUCUUUUCUCUCCCCUCCCCCCUCUGCCUUCGCUGCCUCUCCCAUCUCGAUUAGGUGGACUCUCAACCUCUGGUGAAUCGGAUACACUGCAUGCACGGCGUUGAAUUCCUCCCCCCAGCGAGGGUCGGUUCUCUCUGUCGAAGGGUGGGAGGUCCCAUUCCGCCUGUGAGGAUUUUUUCAGCGCCUGUCGUCGAGAGUUCCGUUGAACACUGCCCUCGCUCUCAAUCGCGCUCUGCUUUUUUGCUUCGAGCUGAAUAAAGAGAUCGGGGUGAUGGGGUUAAAUUGAUGGGCUCGCCAAGGAGGGUUCUUCUCAACAACCCGUUUGAUUUGGUGAGGAUGGGUCAUCGAAACGGGGGUGUGUACCGGAAUCUGGUUCUGUUUGCUGGGUCUUUCUGGGUCUACUUCACGUCCCUGUUCGGUACUCUGUUCUGGGUUGUCAACAGGUUCCUGAGACACAAAGAACGCGGGAUCCCUCACGAGGAAUUGAAUGAAAAUCCCGAUCCCGGAGGAUCGAUUGCUGCCGCCACUCAUGUUCCGGAAGAUAACGGCCCAAUUAGUUCAGGUACAGAGGAAGCAGCGGAUGAUGUUGCCGAAUGCGAGGGUUCGUCGCUUGAUAAAAUCACUCAGGAAAGCCCACCGAAGUUCUUGUCAUUCAAGUUUCGGACUUUUGAAGAAUUCGCUAAGGACGGUGCAAGUGGCGCCAAUUCCACUUUCCGGGGAAAGAAUCUCCCGUAUGAAUCGCUUUCCGAGGAGAAUUUCAGAGAGGAAACAGAGGAUUUGAGUUCUCCUGUGGAGGGCUGGAGUAUUGAUUCCGGAAUAGAUUCUUUUUCUGACAAAUUCAAUUGUACGUUCGAGUUUUCGCCCAGAAAGGGCGCUAUCAAAGAGAUAGAGGAACCAGAAUUUGUUCAUGAAGAAAAAUCUGAUCUUGCACAGGAGAAUUUCAACACGGAAAACAGAGCAUGGAUCAAGGAGGGCUUUUAUUCGCAGGAAGAGGUACUAAAGGAGCUCAAGAGCAAUUUGAUUGAUGAUAAAGAUGCUUAUGAGAAAUUCCAGUUCCUUUUAGAUAGAGACUUGCUUUUUUCGGACACGGACUCUGACUCCAUGAGCUCGAGCCAUGAUUUCUCGGUUAUGAGCCGCUUAUUGGAUUCCAACAGCGAUGAUUUCUUUUCAGAGAGAGAUCUCGACGAGGUUCAUGAGCAUCAAGAUGGGAACGUUGCCGACAGCGAUGCCGAUGAUGAAGACGAGGAAGAGCUCGAACAUUCCGAGAAACGACCACAUGACAAGGACUGCGAAAGUCCCAAGCUUGAAGAGUUGGAAGGCAAAGAGGGCGCAGAGGAUAAGAGCUACGACAAACCCGGUUCAGCGGACCACUCUGAAUUGGACGGCGAGGGCUCGAAUUGCGACCUCCUGUGGGAGCAUCAGGACUUGAUAGAGCAGCUCAGGAUGGAGCUGAAGAAGGUGAGAGCCACCGGCCUGCCCACGAUCCUCGAAGACUGCGAGUCCCCCAAAAUCACGGACGACUUGAAGCCGUGGAAGAUCGACGACAAAUUCCAGCGGGAAGAGAAGAUGGGCGAGCUCCACAAGAUUUACCGGAGCUACCGCGAGCGCAUGCGCAAGUUCGACAUCUUGAAUUACCAGAAGAUGUACGCACUAGGUUUUCUACGGUCAAAGGACCCGCUUAAGUCGCUCUCGAGACACAAUUCUACGGGCCCGGCAAUCGCUUCCCUUCUGUCACAGAGCUUUAAGUUGUGCAAGGAGAAGAAAUCUGAAAAUGACCCGACGAUGAAGUUCGUUAGAGAACUGCAUAGCGAUUUGGAGAUAGUGUAUGUUGGGCAAUUGUGCCUCUCUUGGGAAUUUCUUCACUGGCAAUAUGUGAGGGCUCUAGAGCUAUGGGAUUCGGACCAGUAUAAUGUGCGCCGAUACAACGAAGUGGCAGGAGAAUUUCAACAGUUACAAGUGCUCAUGCAGAGAUUUCUGGAGAACGAACAAUUUGAAGGCCCGAGGGUGCAAUAUUACGUCAAGACUCGAUGCCUUCAGCGCAAUCUCCUGCAGGUCCCUGUAAUGAGAGAGGACAGUUUGAAAAACAAAAGGAUGGCGAGAUUAAAAGGGAAAGGUGACUACGCCAUCAAUAGCGACGAGCUGAUAGAGAUCUUAGAAGAGUCUAUAAGAAUAUUUUGGCGAUUCAUCCGAGCAGACAAAGACUCAAGCGCUGCUGCUCAAAAGAUUCGAAAGAAGAGCCAACCGGAACUUCAGAAUCCAGCAGAUUUGGAACUGUUAACACAGGUCCAAGCCAUGCUUCAAAAGAAAGAGAAGAAACUGAAGGAGCUCUUGAGGGGUGGAAACUGUGUGUUGCGAAAGUUUCAAAAGCAUCAAGAAGAGACCUCAGACCAAGUCCUGUGCUUUUUUUCUCAAGUGGACAUGAAGCUAGUGAGGAGGGUGUUGAACAUGUCAAGAUUAACGUCUGACCAAUUAACGUGGUGUAGCAGCAAGUUGAGCAAGAUCGUGUUCGUUCACCGGAAACUACACAUAGAGCCCUCGUUUUCACUUUUCCCAUGUUGAUAUAUAUAGCAGCAUAGCAAUUUGUUACACUUUUGUAGCUAGAUCUCUGAUUAGUUGGGCAUAAGUUAGAAGAGUCUUCUUGAGAAAUUUUUUACCCCAUGUACAGCUUCUGUAAAGGGCAAUUAGAAAGGAAAUUCUUUCUAUCGAGAGGAAAAUAUUGGUCAAAAGCGGCGUGCUUUUUGGACCUCGUCUUCUCAAAUUGAGUUUCACCCCAAGAGGAAAAAAAAGAACAGAAACAAAGCAAUAAUUUUCUCCUGUCAAAA